GCCGGGGGGACAUGUCUGGCCCCACGGAGCAGAGGUUGGCUCAGUACCGUGCUUCCCGCGGCGCCGCACAGCCUGCGGCUCCCACUGCUGGGCCCGACAGCGGCUGGAGGUCGGGCCGCUCCGCCCAGGGGGCGCCCAGGCAAGCCGAGGCAGCGGCAGGUCCCCCCUCAGGGUGGGCGCUGUGGCUGGCAGGGCACGUGUCCUUGCUGAAGUUCCUCCUGUGGCUGGUGCUGCUGGGGCUGUUCCUGGAGCUGGAGCUGGGGCUGCCCUACCUGGUGGUCUCCUCGCUCUACUGGCUGUGUGCCGGGACCCAUGGGCUGGGGCAGCGACGCCGUGGGGAGAUGAGCGCCUACUCCGUUUUCAACCCUGGCUGCCAGGCUAUCCAGGGCACCCUGACUGCGGAGCAGCUGGAGAGGGAGCUGCACUACCGCCCCUUGGCUGGGACCUAGCUCCUGCGUGUCCCAUGAAGGCCUUACUCCAGGCAAGGACUUUCCUCCUUCCCAGGAUGCAAAGGAUGAGGUAGAGGCCCUCGUGGAGUUGGAAGUGCCCUACGGAGCCGGGUGAUCUGAGGGGGAGAGCACAGCAACUGGAACAGUAGCUGAGGGAGAAAAUGGUCCACUUCUCCUCCUCCAACACACCUGCUCUCCUGAAUGUGACAGACAAGAUGCUAACCAUACUGUGGAAAACCACUUACCACUGG
Gavialis gangeticus (Gharial) is the source of this 700-nucleotide messenger RNA. It is a transcript of the gene SAYSD1, whose product is annotated as SAYSVFN motif domain containing 1. The record is from RefSeq and is a predicted model, not a curated record. NCBI's taxonomy places the organism in Eukaryota, Metazoa, Chordata, Crocodylia, Gavialidae. The transcript is spliced from 2 exons. The coding region runs from base 12 to 449 and encodes 145 amino acids.